Molecule: messenger RNA, 1059 nt
Organism: Penicillium verrucosum
Lineage: Eukaryota; Fungi; Ascomycota; Eurotiomycetes; Eurotiales; Aspergillaceae
Product: nucleoporin NDC1
Exons: 1
Coding region: 1-1059 (352 amino acids)
Biological process (GO): spindle pole body localization; nuclear pore organization
Cellular component (GO): spindle pole body; nuclear pore transmembrane ring
Molecular function (GO): spindle pole body-nuclear membrane anchor activity
Source: RefSeq, a predicted model, not a curated record
AUGCUUGUCCUCUCCUGGCAAACCGCCAACCUCUUUUAUUCUGUGUUCAUCGGCAAGGAGCCUUUGAAGCGGGGCCAGCCACUCACAACGGAAGCCAAGGAUCCCAAUGGCAGUCUUAUUAGUGGCCUCAAGGCGAAGAAGGAACUUGUGAAGGUUUUUGCACUCUGGGAACUCAGCCUCAUCAGUCAGCGCGUGCCCGACCGCCGGAAGGCAAUCUUCAAUGAAAUUGAUCGCGAGGGUGGUUCGGCUUGGUCCCAGGUGCUUGCUUGCACUACCGAUGUAAUCAAGGCCAUCAACACUCGCAUCGAGGAAAGCAAAAAUCCCGCGACUGUUACCAAACCUUUGCCGCAGGCGGAGAAAACUGAACCUGUUCUUCAGACUCUCCCGCGACUCUCAGAUCCGAUCAAAGACGACAACAUCUUUACUACAGCCCCCAAAGCUACUUCACACCAGGACAAAUUUGGCGAUGCGUUUAGUUCGGCGGCUAAAUCCUUUGGUCAGUCAGAAGACUGGACUCCAACUGCGCGAGCCCGAGUCCGUGAUGUUUUCGACCGGGCAUCAUCCGCAAUGCUUAGCCCUGAGCAGAAGCAGAAAUAUCUCGGCUCUCCUCAGAGGUUCAAGCUGCUUACCGGUGGCCCCUCCACAACUCAUAAUCCCGAGGACAUGAACCCAGUCCUGGCGCAGAUUCUUCGCUCGCCUAUCGGCCAACCCUUCCGUCAAACAUACGCCCAACGCCUCUCUGUUAUUGUUCUUGGCACACCAGAAUCCUCUCUAUCCUUGAUUGUGGAUGCCGUGGAGUCCUUGACUCGACUCCUCAUUGCCAGUUUGGCCGAAGAUCCGUAUGGCAAAGUUCAGGCCGAUGUGCCCUCAGCCGUGCGGCUUCUGACCCAAACUACCCUCACCCUGGAUGCAUUUGCCCACCACGGUGGACUGGAUGCUCACUGGACUGAUAUCAACUUCCCCCUUCGAGUGAUCCUCAGGCCCAAGCAGUUGCCCGUCUGGUUCCAGAUGUUGAAAUCGUGCUUGCUGCACUCCGCGCAGGUCUCAAGGAUCUACUGA